Messenger RNA from Closterium sp. Yama58-4, 960 nucleotides. The record is from the annotation of a GenBank genome assembly. NCBI's taxonomy places the organism in Eukaryota, Viridiplantae, Streptophyta, Zygnematophyceae, Desmidiales, Closteriaceae.
AUGCUAGGGUAUUCUCGAGGAGGAAGAUCAACGGCCGGAUUGAAGCUCCGGGCGAGCCUACACGCAGACGCUACGCCUGGGAAAUUCCCUCAGGAUCGACAGGUGCUGCCAUCUGACGAGAGCGGGUCGGACGAGGGCAGCAGGCAUGGACAGGGGGGGUGGCAGAAGGAAAAGCUCAAGUGGAAGCCGCCACAGACAGUGUGGAGAGCGUUUGCCACCCUCAUCAUGGCGGGACAGGUGUCCAUGCGUGUGCUGACGGGGCGCGUCCACUGGCGCAAUCUGCUGACUCAGCUUCAGAUCGUGGGACCCGGAUCGCUCGGAGUCUCCCUGCUGACAGCAUGCUUCGUUGGCAUGGCGUUCACCAUCCAGUUCGUGAGGGAGUUUGCCCGGUUGGGCCUCACUCGCUCGGUGGGGGGUGUGCUGGCGCUGGCGCUGUGCCGAGAGCUCUCCCCCGUCGUCACCGCUAUCAUCAUGGCUGGGCGCGUUGGGAGCUCCUUCGCUGCUGAACUCGGCACCAUGCAGGUGUCAGAGCAAACGGACACACUGCGAGUGCUCAAGACCGAUCCAGUUGAUUACCUCGUGACUCCCCGUGUGGUGGCGUGUGCCCUGGCUCUCCCCGUGCUCACGCUGCUGUGCUUCACGGUGGGCAUGGCCUCCUCUGUGUUUCUCGCUGAUGCCGUCUACAACGUCAGCUCCAACAUCAUCCUCGACUCUGCAGCUCGUGCUCUUCAGGCAUGGGACGUGCUGAGCAUGAUGGUGAAAGCGGUGGUGUUUGGGGGCAUCAUAGCGGACGUGAGCUGCGGAUGGGGCAUGACCACGCAGGGCGGCGCCAAGGGCGUUGGCGAGUCCACCACAGCUGCAGUGGUUAUUUCUCUGGUUCUAGUCUUCAUAGCCGACUUUGCCCUCUCCUGGUGCUUCUUCCAGGGGCCUGGGGAUGCUCUGAAAGCAGCUAUGGGGUAG